AUGUUUAUAUUGCAAAGAGUGACAACAGAGGAGCUAACCCAGAAAAUAAACGAAGAGGGAGAAAAGCAGCAGAAAAGAAAGGAGUCCGUUCUUAAGUGGGGCGAUACAAUAGAUAUGGUCUCUGCACUUGCUCCAUCAAUUGGUACAAGAAUAGGAUAG
Messenger RNA from Nematocida ausubeli, 159 nucleotides. RefSeq lists its product as uncharacterized. The record is from RefSeq and is a predicted model, not a curated record. The transcript has a single exon. Lineage: Eukaryota; Fungi; Microsporidia. Bases 1 to 159 code for a protein of 52 amino acids.